Molecule: messenger RNA, 249 nt
Organism: Loa loa (African eye worm)
Lineage: Eukaryota; Metazoa; Nematoda; Chromadorea; Rhabditida; Onchocercidae
Exons: 1
Source: RefSeq, a predicted model, not a curated record
AUGAAUCCGGUUGUUACUGAAUAUAUCCCGAAUGCAUUAUCGUCCGGUUCGUUUUCUUUGUUGAGGAUAAAUUGGAAAGAAAAAAAAAGUGAUAAGAAUGAAGAGAAUGACUUCCUGGAAUCCUCUUAUACAAUAUUUCAAGAAGUCGCAAAAAUAAUCAAGGAGAACCGAUGUGAUCAAAGAAAAGAGGAAAAGGAUGAUCAAGAAAAAGCUUCUAGAAUAUGCGAAUAUAUUAGGGAAGAAGAGAAA